AUGCCAGAUAUAGCACGCAAUCGUAUCGAGAUUUGGCGUAGCGAAGUCGAGUCGCAAACAUCAUCGCAGUCGGGUAUGACAGGAGAUGUGGGGUGGAAUGCGCCGGUUGUGCAACCACCGAGCUUUUGGAGACGGAUAUUUGGGUUGGGGUAUGGUGGUAGUGGAAAUGGAAGUGGUGGCAGUGGAAGUGGUAACCAAAGCGGUAGUGGUAAGAAUGUGAGCAUAGCAAGGAAAAUUGGGCUGGUGAAAGGAGAGAUCGAGAGAACAGGGAUGUAUACUGUGAGGAGUAGGGAUAAGGAUGAGUCUGGCAAGGGAGGCGGUUUGGAGGGAAAGGGUGCAAAUGGGGACAGGAACGAAGGAAGUAGCAUGGGGCUUGAUGGUACUGAGGAAAGUGGGAGGGCUAGGUGGUUGAGAGAAAGGAAGAACAGGCUAGAGAGAGCAGCUAAGUUAUUGAGGAAGAAUGAAGGAACUGGGGAGAACGGACGAAGGAGUUAG
Messenger RNA from Sclerotinia borealis F-4128, 495 nucleotides. Lineage: Eukaryota; Fungi; Ascomycota; Leotiomycetes; Helotiales; Sclerotiniaceae. The record is from the annotation of a GenBank genome assembly.